AUGUCCACCACUACAAGUACUCAUGUUGUAGCUCCAUGGGGCUAUGAUUUGCUGCCUUCUCAGAAAGAUGUCCGAGCGCAAUGGAAAUUUCAAAUCUUCGGUUCGAUAGUUUUAGGCGGAUAUUAUUGGGAUACAAUCAUAUCUCUUCCAAGAGAUUUCCAAUUUAUCUUUCAGCGACGGUUCAACUAUGCGACAGUUCUUUUCAUUGUUAACAGGGUCUGCUGCACCAUCACACUGACAAACUUCUGGAUUUUUGCAGUUUAUUCUGGCAGCCAGUGUUUACUCGUGUAUAAAAUUGGAGGCAUUCUAGAACCAGUCACGAUAUUCACAUCACAAGCUUUGUUGCUAAUCAGAGUUCACGUUCUCUACCAAGAUAAUUUGUAUCUCCUGAUGUUCAUGGUUCUGUUCUUAUUCGCAGGUCCGGUAUUGGCUCUCGUAGAGGCUUUUAGAACAACUGCAUCGAAUCUUCCAGGAAACGUUGGUUGCAUUUUCGGCCCAUCUUCACCUUAUAUAUAUUUGGUGUUCCUAUUGCAAGCCUCGUUCGACUGUUUAUGUUUCAUCCUUUGCAUGUAUAAGCUCUUCAGAGUGGGACAGGGAGGUGGAUUCAUGAGGAUUGGAAAAGAAAUGGUAAAUGGUGGUCUGGUUUACUAUAUUCCCAAUGUCGUCAUACAAAUUGCAACAAUCAUUUUGACCUCACAAAAGGGCAUCGAAGAUCAGUUCAUUUUGCCAGCCGCGGCAGAUGGGAUUGCUUCAGCUCAGGCUCUUAGAAUUACACGCAACCUGUGGAGAAGCGGUCAAAAACAGACAUAUCAGAUGGAAGACCCAAUGAGCUUAACUGCCAUAUGUUCCAAAGAAGGAACUCUCCCUGGUGAUGGCAAGGUAGACGUUUAUCCGGUAUCUAUGUCAAAAGGUGAUGAUCCCCGCAGGGUAGAGAUGACGUGA
Bipolaris victoriae FI3 is the source of this 942-nucleotide messenger RNA. RefSeq lists its product as hypothetical. The record is from RefSeq and is a predicted model, not a curated record. Lineage: Eukaryota; Fungi; Ascomycota; Dothideomycetes; Pleosporales; Pleosporaceae. Bases 1 to 942 code for a protein of 313 amino acids. The transcript has 8 exons.